Molecule: messenger RNA, 1611 nt
Organism: Cyclospora cayetanensis
Lineage: Eukaryota; Apicomplexa; Conoidasida; Eucoccidiorida; Eimeriidae
Exons: 4
Coding region: 1-1611 (536 amino acids)
Biological process (GO): CAAX-box protein processing
Cellular component (GO): membrane
Molecular function (GO): metalloendopeptidase activity
Source: RefSeq, a predicted model, not a curated record
AUGAGGGUUUCUGCAAAGUGCUGCCCGAUGAAUAACAAUAUCGCUGAAGCACCCAGGAGGGUGCCUUUAGCUGCGAGGCCCUUUCCGCGAGGAGGCCACACAGCAACAACAGCACUCGCAGCUGAGCAUCCGGGCAGCAACUACAAGAUACCCCUUGUCUUCUGCGCAGCAGCAGUCUCUGUGACUCUUCUAUGCAUCAUCCGCCGAAACAGCGACAGCACGAACGGCUUCCGCUUGCCAACGGGUAAAGGAUCAAGCCUACAGCACCAUCACAUCCUCUGCAAUUUUUCAAUUGCUCCGCUUGCUGCCGCUGCCGCAAGCCUCGUUUUAGCUGCACUAUAUCCGGUAACGCUGUACGUGGCACAGUGCUGCUGCAUCUUGUGGCAGCUCAAAAAUUGCUGCACUUGGACGUGGAAGAUCGCUGUUUUACAGCUCUUAGCGCGCCUUCUGAAGGAGGAUAGCAGGAUGCCCCGUGUAUUCCUUCUGCGGUGUGUGUCUCUGCUAGCCUACUGUGGCCUCAGUGUAGGGCUAAUGCACGCCUUGCUGCCUCCUCUGAGCUGCCACCCAGCCACUCCUCUAUUUUCAGGAGUCGGAAGAGGCCUCGCAUCCGCAGCUGCGCCGGGGACGCCUUUAGCAGCAGCGGCAGCACAAGCAGAAUCCUCCCGACGGCUGCAAUGCCUUCUGCUGCUCUUGGGAUGGCCGGUGUCGUGGGACGCCUUUUUCUCUGCAGCGGCUGCGGCUGCAUUGCAAUCUCUGCGUUUCCUGCUGCUGCUUUACAGCGUUCCGCUGUGCGUGUCCACAGGGAGCUUGUCCUUCUCUAGGGUCCUUAGAGUGCCCAAAGCGGCAGAAGCUGCUGCUCCUGCUGCCGCAAAUGAGUUGAACGAGGCCUCACCCUCAGCAGCAGCCACAGCAAACCACGACGGCACUGUGGCUGGUGUAGCUGACCAGAUCAAGUGUUUGUUUGUUGCACCGCUCCUCGAGGAAGUCACCUUCAGAGGCCUAAUGCUUGUGCUGUUUGCUGCUGCUGGAUUUAGCAGCACCGCGUGUGUAGCCGCCUCUGCUGCGCUCUUUGCCAUCCCGCACUGCCACCCAGCGUUGCUGAAGGCGCUCGCAGCUGUUGCCCAGCACGACCGGUGUCAGUCGCGCGUUGGUAUUUGCCGGUGCAUGUGCGUUGCACAGUGCGAAGCAGAAGCAGCACUUGCUUUACGGCGGCUGCUGAGCUCCCUCGAGUGGCCAUUAGACACAGCAGGAUCGAAGUCGGUGCUGCAGACGCUGCAGCACCAGCUACUGCUCGUCUUGCAGCAUCACCUCCCGCAAAUCCUGUCCACGUUUGCCUUCGGAGUUGUUGCCAUGUGUCUGCUCCUAAAUAGUCGCUCGCUCCUGCCGCUGGUGCAGGACCAGCAGCAGCCACAGGUUCUGGUGUACUCACCGAAUGUCUUCGUCACUGUCGGUCUGCACAUGGUCUGCAAUUGGCAGGGGCCACCCUGGCGAGACCCUUUAAAAUGCAGUGAAAGGCCGGACCACCACCCUCUUUAUGCGUUUCGACGCCUCCUGCUGGCCUUGCAAUUGUUGGGCUUUCUCGGUGCUGUCGCCGAAGUCAUCAACAUGUAA